Molecule: messenger RNA, 4181 nt
Organism: Rana temporaria (common frog)
Lineage: Eukaryota; Metazoa; Chordata; Amphibia; Anura; Ranidae
Gene: ANKLE1
Product: ankyrin repeat and LEM domain containing 1
Exons: 9
Coding region: 148-3672 (1174 amino acids)
Molecular function (GO): protein binding; endonuclease activity
Source: RefSeq, a predicted model, not a curated record
UGACUUGUCCUCAAUGUUCCCCUAACGGGGAAGUUCCUUCACUGACUGCGCAGGCGCAAACUUCUGUGUGUACUGUAUACAAUGGUGAAUAAUACCGUACGGUGAUGGUAGAGCUCGCCGCUCAGUCCUGAGGUUUCCUCGCUGUGAAUGGCGGCUCUGGCUCGGAAGCUGUGUGAAGCGGUGGAGAAUGAAGACGCCAAGGAAGUUGAAAAUCUUCUCAACUGUGGUGCUGAUCCAAACUUCGUCCUACCAGAUGGAAUUGCAGCCAUUCACCUAGCUUCAGGGAAAGAAAGUGAGAGCGCCCUCAGAUGUCUGACAAUGAUUUUGCAGAAGGGUGGAGAUCCCAAUGUCAGAUCAAUAGAGGAACUUACUCCAGUACAUGUAGCUGCAUCCUGGGGUUGUUGUAAGGCACUGAUAUUCUUGCUUCGAAAAGGCGGUGACUCCAAUAUUCAAGACCAGGAUGGGAAUACAGCACUUGAUUUAGCUCUGAUGGAAAGGAACAGGAGAUGUGUUGUUGCGCUUCAGGAAUAUAAUGAAAGAAAUGAAGAGAUCUGUCCUAACCGAAUAAAUGAUUAUUACAAGAAUAAUUUUUGUGAAUCUGAUGAAAUCCCAGAGAUGAGUAGUAUUUCCCUCCUCCUUGAAUCAGCCUAUGAAGUGGGCCCAUGUAGCAGCACCAAAAUUUCUCCUUUCAUAUCUGCCCCCAAAACUGGAAGCACAGAAAAGGGUGCAGAUGAUGCUCUAUUAUCACGUCAUUUAGAACUGCUAGGCAUUGAUUCAAAGGGUAGAUCAGAAAAACAUGAACAUAAAUUUGCUGCUAUGGAAAAUUCAGAUUUGCAGCUGAAUGACAAAAUAACCAGCAGUACCAGUGAGGCAAAUAAUUCUGAAUCCAAAUGUGCUAUUUUGACCAUACAAAAUUGGCAAGGCACGAAAGACUGUUUUAAUCACUUACAUCCAGAUAUCGCUGUUAAAAAUGAUUUUUCAAAAGUUGCUGAUUCCAAGAAGGUAAAUUCUGGAGAAAGUUAUAACUCUGGAAACCAAGCAGAAGAAAUACUAAUUCAAAGUUUAAACUCCAGCUCUCGGGAACAUUUGGGAUUUAAUAGCAUUGGGAAGACAUAUGGCAAUUCACUGUUGAACCAUUCAAGAAAGUUUGCAGAAUCACAGUUUAUAUUGGAAGGAUUAGAUGUGACUUCUCCAGAUCAUGUUUACACUUACAGCAGAAGCCAUAGUGAAAGUGACAUGGAAGAGACUAUGGUGUUACCAAAAAGUGAUGAAGUGACUGAAGAUGAAGGCUUAGUAAGCCAGGACAUUAGUUCAAGCAGCAAAUAUACCAGCUGUUUUAGUGAUGGUUUCUCAACUAUUAUGAAGCAUUCUGCCAUUAGUGAAAAAGGUUUGCAUUCUGAUGUCAAUUGCAAGUCAUUGCUGGAUUCAAACCGCAAUCAGUUGAAUGUAGAGGAUUUAAUGCCAGUGCAAGAAAGGGAAGAAGACACGGAUAAUGAAGACUUAAGUAUUUGUGGCCAAACAUUUACUUGCAGAUCUCUUGUUUUACCAAGUCAAAACAUGAUGUCGGAUGGUGAUGAAAGCAGAACAGCCAGAACUAAAGAGCUACUGUGCACUUCACAAUCUCCCACUUUACCUGUAGGUGACGCUAAUGCCUAUGAACGUUGCAGCCAGGAUUUAAGAACUAGGUUACAGGAUUUAUUACUUUCCGCUAAGGGCUGUGGAUUAGACUUGAAACAACAUGGUAUCCAGUCUUCACCUAGUUGUUUAAGGCACACAGGUGAAUCCUCUUGUUCCAACACUGGUCCUUUUAUUGGUGAAACAAAUCCACCUAUUGGCCAGAACUUGAAAGAGAAAAGUUCAACAUGCUUGAAUAUAUCCGCAGACACAUUGCUAGUAGAAGCAGCUGAUUCUGAAAUUAAAGGAGAAUUAGAUUCUGAAAUAUGUGAUUUGAAGGAACUUUUAUUGGCAACUAAGGUUAUUCAUCCGAUAUCCCCCAUCCUGAGUGAGGAACAAAGUCCACGCUUCUUUACUGAGCGUACAAGAAGCAGACUUCUGUCUUCCAAAUCUCGCCACAUAAAUUCCUCUCUUUUUGAUGAGCCUUUGGAAAUGCCUCAAAGAGGCAGGAGACUAAAGAGCCCAGACAGAAUGACAGGGUCCCUGGUGCCAUCAUUUAAAGUUAAAAAGAGCGUCAGCCACACCGACUCAUGUCAGCAUGAACCCACUUUAGAGACUUGUGUAGCACAGAAUAAUGGCUGCUUGGUUCAAACGCCUAAACAUUCCGGGGGCAAUGCUUCUGACUCUGAAACAACUGUCAGCAUCAGCAAUUUUCUCACAGAUGACCUGUCUUCAGAAACAGAAGUAAAGUCUACUCUGCAAGUAAAGAAAACCUCUACUGGCCCUUAUAUUGAAAGCAGGAUAUCUGAAAGUAUGUGGCUUACAGAAGAUGCAAGCACUGAAAGCAGUGGGGAAGCUUGCCAUAAAUUGACAGAGUUGGGCUCAUGCUUUCACAGUACAUUAAUUGAAGACACUGCUGGAAAUUCUAAAGGUCCACGUUACAGCUUCAGUAGACUUUCUUGUGUACCAAAAGCUGAUGAAACGGGGAUAAAUCUGGCUACUAUACCUGACUCUAUUAUAGAGCAAGCACAGUUAUCACCAGGUGGUCGUCCAGUGAAUGUAGCUCAUUUUGAACCAGUAGAGUAUCUGUAUAUGGACAGUGAAAAGGGGCAUGCGCUUGUUGAAAGACACAUACCAUGCACUGAUCCGUCUAUUAGCAGCAUCUCGGACUCUUCAGAUGAUACCAUUAUAUAUGACUGGAGAAAUCGUAGCAGCUGCAAGCAAAAAAAUAAGGACUCACCAGCAUCUACUACUGCCAGUCGGGUAGCAGUGAAACUCUACAGAUUGUCCAAUGAUGAAAUAGCCAGACGUCUGAGACGACUAGGAGAGGAUCCUGGUGAAGUUAACAGCAAGACGAGGAGGGUUUGCAUCUUGCUAUUAGACAAACGUAUAAAGGAACAAGCAAAAAGUGGCCCAGUAGGUCUGUCCUUUGAAUAUAGUCCAGAGCUCUCUUUAGCCCUGCGCACAUAUGCCAUCCCAGACUGUAACAACGAUGAGGCCGUACUUUCUCAAGAGUUUGACCAACCGGACAAGACAAGAAAGUGGAGAGAAGGUGUUCUUAAAUCUAGCUUUAACUACUUGCUGCUGGAUCCCAGGGUGACCAGAAACCUUCCAUCUCGCUGUCAUACCUUAUCCAUGCCCGAGUGUUUCCGCACUUUUGUCCAAGCAGUGUUUUAUGUGGGCAAAGGAAAGAGAGCCCGUCCAUAUUGUCAUCUGUAUGAGUCUUUGGCACACUAUAAGGGUAGCAACAAACAGCCUUGUUCUAAAGUACAGCAUAUUGUAGACAUCUGGAGAAGCGGUCAGGGUGUGCUGUCCCUUCAUUGUUUCCAGAACACAAUCCCUGUGGAGGCAUACACAAGAGAAGCUUGCAUGGUGGAUGCAAUUGGUUUAAAAAUGUUGACCAACCAAAAAAAGGGAGUCUAUUAUGGACAAGCACAGAACUGGACACCUACCCGCAGACGGUGCCUGGGAGUGCACAUGCUAUACAGAGCAAUGCAGAUCUUCCUGGCUGAAGGGGAGCGUCAUCUUCGACCCCCAGAUAUACGCACUGGGUCGUGAUGGCAAUGUUUCAGAUUAUGGAUACUUGAUUUUGCACUUUCGUUGGUUGACUUCCGAAAUCAUGUGGGAAUCGUAUAAUAUAUAAAUAUGUAAAAUAGAUUUUUUUUAUUUUUUUAAGAAAAUCCUGCAUCAUAAAAAGUUUGGGGAGAGUCACGAAGUGACUAAGGUUUUAUUGCUUUGAUCAUUGAAUUGCUAUGAAAACUCUAAAUGCUGAUUUGUACCAGGUCUUAAAUAUUCUUUUAGUAAUGAACUUUGUCAUGGUCACCGUGACAUAUUAGAUGUAAUUUUUAUGAAGUUUAGGAUCAAAAGCAUCUUUUUACAAUUUAUAAUCAUGCUUUGGCAACCUUUUUUGUAUUUAUUUUUCUCUGCCAUUCACAGGAUUUGCUUACUGCUUCCUAAACGAGCAAAAAGGCAUUAAAUCAUGGACUAAAAUCAAAAUGUACAAUACGAUUAUGGCGUUUGAUCUAGAUUUGAAUGGAGACCUGUGUUAUGAAAGUAAUUGUUUCUUA